This is a messenger RNA of Symbiodinium natans, 921 nucleotides long. NCBI's taxonomy places the organism in Eukaryota, Dinophyceae, Suessiales, Symbiodiniaceae. The record is from the annotation of a GenBank genome assembly.
AUGAAGGAGGCCAAAGAGAAGCCGCCUGCGAGGGAGCAUACCUUGCUGGGAGUGCAGUGGCAGCUGACCAGUGAUGGUGCAUGGGCCAGCCCCGGGACCGAGCGGGUCCGCAAGGUGACGGAGGCCAUCCGUGAUUGCCUUCGUCGGGGCCUCUGCUCGACGCCAGUGGCCGCUAAGCUAGCGGGCAAGCUUGCUUUCGUAUGCUCCGGGCUCUUCGGCAAGGCAGGACAGGCGCUACUUCGAGCUGUUUACAAGCGCCAGCACAGUGGACCAGGGGGUGAUGCACCCCUCUCGGCGGCUCUUCGGGCGAGUUUCUUGCUCCUACUCGAGUUGCUCCCUCGGCUACGACCACGCUUCGUGCCUACCUUGACGCGGGCACUUCGUUACAAAGCGGCGGUCCUGUAUGCGGACGCAUUCCUUACUCUUCACGACCAGCGCAUGUGUGCCAACCAGUGGGCGCGUCAGGGACCUCCUCUACACGAGCUCCGGAACUUGACCAAUGGAUGGGGCGCGGUUUUCUUCGGGGCGACAGGUCCCGGAACCCAUAUUGCGGAUGGCAUGUUCGUCCAGGGACUACAUCUACUGGCUAUCGUCUGCUUCGUCGACAACGUCGCGGCCGAGCGCGCGCUAGCAAGAGGAUCCUCCAAGAAUGCGGGCCUUUCGUGGCUCAUCGGAGCCUUCUGGAUUUGGGCAGCUGAGAAGUCUUGGCAAGUGCACUUCCAAAGGGUCACCAGCAACUCCGACGAGAUAUCCCGGGGACAGUUCGACAUCGCGCAGGCCCUGGGGUGCAGAUGGAUCGAGCCCGACUUCAACAAAGCCUGGCCAGUGCUACUACGACUUCAGCAGACUCCGGUUUCGCUGGACCAGUGGAAUUUUCAGCAGUUGGCAACCAAGCUUCAAGCGACCGACACCGCACUCUGA